This is a messenger RNA of Daldinia loculata, 1629 nucleotides long. RefSeq names its product alpha/beta-hydrolase. The transcript has a single exon. NCBI's taxonomy places the organism in Eukaryota, Fungi, Ascomycota, Sordariomycetes, Xylariales, Hypoxylaceae. The record is from RefSeq and is a predicted model, not a curated record. The coding region runs from base 175 to 1086 and encodes 303 amino acids.
UCGAGUACAAAACAGAAGCCGCGUGCCCAGAGCCGAAAGGAAUAUGGUAGAUCACUUACAUACACAUGCCAAUCUAUUUCCCGAUACAAAUCUUGGCUCCAACUGUCGUAUAACCCAAUAGGUACCUACAGCGUAACAUACGUACACACACCAACUAUAUACCUACCACACAACAUGGACAAACUAUUGAGUGCUUCGGUGGUACCACUACAGUUUCGUAAGAAUGCGCUUCUUACCGGACAUAUUCCCUACAAGUCACUCGCCUCAGACCCGCGCGUGUCUUACACUAUCUACGUGCCCGCCGAGGCUUACAACCAACGCCACCCCGACGGGGCUGAACCGGGGCCCAAUAAGCUUCCUCUGUUAGUCGCCGUUCACGGAACUAGACGUGACGUUUUUAACGUUUAUGAUCUAGUCCCCUUCGCCGAAUCUACGCCGUGCGCCGUACUGUUACCGUUAUUCCCCACCGGGCUAGACGGACCAAACGAUAUCGACUCUUACAAGCUAUACCGACCUAAAACAGUUCGUCCCGACCUCGCCCUACUGUCGAUGUUGGAUGAGGUGGCAAUAAAAUGGCCUGCCAUCGAUACAGAUAAGAUAUUCCUCAUGGGAUUUAGCGGUGGUGGCCAGUUCUCCCACCGGUUUUUGUACCUAUACCCCGAGAGGUUAGCUGCUAUAAGCAUUGGUGCUCCGGGCCGUGCCACGUUUCUGGACGAAGACCAAAACUGGCCGGCAGGUAUCAAGGAUUCGGAGAGCGUUUUCGGGAAGGCCGUCAAUAAAGAACUUAUCAAAAAAGUCCCCAUCCAUCUCGUAGUUGGAGACCAGGACGCUGACAUUCACGGCGGUGACGAGUUCUGGGUCUGGGUGAAGAAAUACAUGGGCCAACCAGGUGACGGAGAAAAAGGGCCGCAGAUUAUCGAACAAGGACGAUUUAAGACUAUCCACGAUCUGCAGGACUCGUGGAAGCGCGAGGGUAUCGAGUCAAAGCUCGACGUCGUCCCAGGAGUGGCUCAUAAUGCUCGUGGUGUUCGCAGCCUCGUAUUGGAAUUUAUGCUACCCCAGAUUCAAAAGAAGCUCGGAACCUAAACGGAGACAUCAGAAUUUAGCUUCCAUUCUGCUUUAGUUAGCCGCGAUACUUAUUUUUAGCAUUAUUCCACGUAGGCAUUACGGGUAAGCCUAACUCCACCAUAGAUGAUAUCCAGGUACCUAAGCUAUUACUAUAUUUCAACAUGCACAGGAUAAACUCAUGCGCUAAAUAGACAUCAUUAGGAAAUACUGAAAUGACAAUAAUAUAAGUGUACCUACAGCAUUUGUGUUGACUUAGUAUUCCGUACAAAUCAGACCUUGUUUAUAUAAACAUUUUGGCAAGUUAAGUAAUCUAAGAGGGAGGUGGGCAUAGCACCAACAUCCUCUGCCAGUGCGUUGGUAGUGAGUUCCUGAUAAUUAUAGUAUAAAAUCGGAUUGUAUAUACAGUCUUUCUACACGGACCUUUUUUGAUGCGUCAACUAGGUACUCAUAACUGUGGAUGGUCUUUAAUUUCUCAAAAUCAACAAGAAAGGGGAGAGUCUUGGAAUGCUCUACCGCAUUACUAUCGUAUAAUAAAAGCCUAUAUUUACAUCGGUUAGGACA